UUCUCUUUCUCUUCGUAGUUCGAAACCAAAACGAAGAACAAGGCGUAACGCAAAAGUCAAACUAAAGUCAACGCGGCGGCGGUUAGGCGCCCACCCACCCACCCCAAAGCCCGAUGGAUGCGCCCCGCGGCGGCCACGCGCGGCGGCCGGGCCCCUCCGGCGAGGCGGCGAACCAGCGCCGCGCGGCCGCGGCUCAAGCGAUGGCGCGCAUGGAGGAGAUGAUGCUCGCGCACGCAGGCGCCGCCGGCGAGUUCAGCAUCAUCCUCGACGCCCCUCUGCCUUCGCUGCAGCAGUACCGCCGCCACCCCACGCCGCCGUCGGGGGCCCCCUCGGCCUCGUCCGCCAACUCCUCCCCGUUCCGACGCGGCGGCGGCGGAGGGCGGGACGAGGGAGUCCCCGCGCGCUUGCGCCGCGACGGGAGCGGCCACGACGCCCUCGGCGACCCGGUCACCGCCGCGCGCGCCUCUCGCCACGGCGCGGCCGAUGGAACGGGCGCAGGCGCCGCACGGCCGCGAGCGGGUGGCGCGCGCCGCGAGCGCGAGCAGGAGAAGCCCGUAGAGGCGCCGGUGCGGCUGACGGACCCGCGGAGCGUGCGGAGGCCUGUCUCUCGCGGCGAGACGCCUCCCCCGACGGCCGCCGAGGUGAGACGCGUGGCGGAUCAGGAGGAGGAAGAAGAGACGCCUCUUAAGCUGCUGGCGCGCGGCGGGCGGAGCUCAAGCGCGGCUAGGCCUGCAGAAGCCUCGCAAGCGUCAGAGACGGUCCCUACGGCCGCAAGGCCGUCGAGCCGGCGGUCGAGGCGGGACGUCGGCGCGAAGCAAGGUUUGUCUGAGGUAACGUCGAACGUGGACUCCGACGUGGAGAGUGUCGGGCGCCGGAGCAGCCGAGGGAGCGAGGACGGUGGGGAUGAGCGGGUGUCGUUGCCCAUGCCACUGGCAGCCGUCGUCGCCAGAGACCGGAGCAGGAGCAAUUCGCCCGCGAUAAGUCGGAAUGGUGUGGACUCAGCUGCAGCGAAUCGCACUCCAUCAACAGGAAGGUCAACCUUUGCACCUCCAGUUGGCGUUAGUGUGAGGCCUCUACAAGCUGUGGAAAUUCCCAAUGGGACACCUAGGGAUAGAAGGGCUGUUUAUCCCGAUCCUACUUUCGCCCAGUCCACACGGUCACGGGACUCACAUGACAGUUCAACACUGACAGAAGAGCUUGAAAUGCUAAAAGAUGAGAAUGUAAAUCUUCUGGAGAAGCUUGGGCUAGCAGAAGAGAAACUUAGACAAUCUGAAGCCCGGACAACAGAGCUCGAGAAACAGGUUGCUAAUCUUGGCAAUGGGUUAUCUAUGGAAGUAAAGCUUAUGAAAAGGAGGGAGGAAAUGCUUGUAAGAAAGGAGCAAGAGAUAAGAAAAGCUCUUAUAUCCAAGAAUGGUAAAAGCGAGGAACUCACCACUCUUCAGCAACAGCUACAGUCUGCAAGAGAAGAAGCAUCGGCUGCUGUGAAGAAACUCAAAGAAGCUGAAUCCGAAACACAAGAGUUACAUACAAUGACACGCAGGAUGAUCUUAAGCAAAGAAGAAAUGGAAGAGGUUGUCAUGAAGAGGUGUUGGUUAGCCCGUUAUUGGGGUUUGGCUGUCCAAUAUGGCAUCUAUCCAGACAUCUCAAUGUCAAAACAUGAAUACUGGUCUUCACUUGCACCUCUUCCAUUUGAGUAUGUAACAUCUGCUGGACAGAGAGCCAAGGAUGGAUCCGAAGCAGAAGGUAAUGGUUUGGAAGACGUGGACAAGCUUGUUCAUGAUUUGACUGUUACAGCAGGGGAAGGCAACGUAGAAACCAUGCUUGCUGUUGAUAAAGGACUUCAAGAACUAGCUUUCCUGAAGGUGGAGGAUGCGGUACUUUUUGCCCUUGCCCAACACCAUCGUACUAAUGUUGCUGGAGCAGCUGAUCCAGAUAUUAAAUCAUCUGGGGAUGAAAAAUUCACUGAGGCAUUUGACCUAAGCAAGGAGGAGGAAGAAGAUGUACAGUUCAAGCAGGCUUGGCUCAUAUUUUUCUGGAGGAGGGCUAAGACCAACAACGUGGAAGAAGAUAUUGCCGAGGAGCGAUUGCACAUGUGGAUCGAUCGACACGGCCAGCAACCAACGUCACAUGACGCUGUGGAUGUUGAGCAAGGCAUACACGAGCUGAGGAAGCUUGGCAUCGAGCAGCUCCUGUGGGAGCUCUCCCGCCACGAGGCGAACCUUGCCAAAGACAGUCCAUCUGAUGUCGAGGACCUGACCUAACAGUAACAGCCUGAGCGGACGACGGUGGCCAUCUCCCACCCAAAUGCAGUCCAGGCUCCAGCCAUAUAUUUGUAUAUCAUACAGAUAACUGGGACAUGUAAACAUUUUUUGUGGUUUUGGUUUUUCAGCUUUGUCACAAACAGUUCACUGACUCUCCCCGAUGUACAUAACUUCCACCCCCCGCUUUUGUUGUUUGUAAAAGGCAGCUUGAGGUGUGCAA
Zea mays is the source of this 2481-nucleotide messenger RNA. Its product is annotated as coiled-coil domain-containing protein SCD2. The record is from RefSeq and is a predicted model, not a curated record. Lineage: Eukaryota; Viridiplantae; Streptophyta; Magnoliopsida; Poales; Poaceae. The transcript is spliced from 16 exons. Gene Ontology annotation, biological process: cytokinesis by cell plate formation. The coding region runs from base 114 to 2261 and encodes 715 amino acids.